Dendrobium catenatum is the source of this 798-nucleotide messenger RNA. RefSeq names its product transcription repressor OFP7. The coding region runs from base 1 to 681 and encodes 226 amino acids. Lineage: Eukaryota; Viridiplantae; Streptophyta; Magnoliopsida; Asparagales; Orchidaceae. Gene Ontology annotation, biological process: negative regulation of DNA-templated transcription. The transcript has a single exon. The record is from RefSeq and is a predicted model, not a curated record.
AUGCAUCGCUUCCGCCGCCUCCUCUUCGAUUCCUGCCGCUCAAAUGACGACGCCGUCAUCCCGCCUCGAGGCUCCCGCAAUGCCCCCGUCGUCUCCUUCUCCUCCUGUAACUUCCGCUGCACCUCCGUGCCUCGCCGGAACACCGUCGCUGCUGAUGUCGCCGCCGACGACCUCUCCCUCGCACGGGAAACCCCUGCCUAUCUCUGGCGCAAGGAAGAGAAAUGGCACGUUGUCGCUUACGAUGAAGUCGCCGCCGGCACCUACCCCCGCAGCAAAAUCGACUCACACUUCGCCGACGACGGUAUCCUCUUUCCAUCCAAGUUAGCCGCUCGCCGGAAGUCGAAGGUGGGCCGCGGAGGCUGGUUCUCAAGCGACGACGAAGGCGAGACGGCGCUGAUGUCUUCCUCGUCCGAUUCCAAGGAAUUCGCCGUUGAAGCGGCGGGGAAGGCCAUGAGAGAGAGUACGGCGGUGGUGAAGAGGUCGAAGGAUCCCCGGCGGGAUUUCCGGCGGUCGAUGGUGGAGAUGGUGGUGGAGAAGGGGAUGUACGAUGCCGAUGAGCUGGAGGAGCUGCUCCGGUGCUUUCUAUCAUUGAAUUCGCGGCACCAUCACGUCGCGAUCGUUGCGGCCUUCGCCGACGUAUGGGAGGCGCUCUUCUCAUAUGAUUCCGGCGGCUGCCGAUGAGAAUGCCGGCAAAAAAAAAACUCUUCUUCUUUAGAUAGCGGGCGUGGGUUUUCACUUUUCAACUUUCAUAUUGUAAGAAAAUUUGAUAAUGCGAUACUGCGUUUGGUGCUUGGUUUU